AUGCGGGCCUUCCAUCUCUCCUGGCUCUCAUUCUUCGCCUGCUUCGUCUCCACUUUCGCCGCGCCUCCUUUACUCCCAAUCAUCCGUGACAAUCUCAACCUCACCGCCGCCGAAAUCGGGUACGCCGGUAUCGCCUCCGUCACCGGCGCCGUCGUCGCUCGCAUCGCAAUGGGUGCCGCCUGCGACACGGUGGGGCCCCGGCUCGCCUCCGCUUCCCUCGUCCUGAUCAUAGCUCCGGCGGUGUUCUUCACUACCACGGUUUCCGCUAUGUCUCUUAUGCUCGGCUGA
Molecule: messenger RNA, 288 nt
Organism: Linum tenue
Lineage: Eukaryota; Viridiplantae; Streptophyta; Magnoliopsida; Malpighiales; Linaceae
Source: the annotation of a GenBank genome assembly